CUAUGUCGCUUCUAUUUGCGUUCCAGGACGGAGGUCGGCGAGACUGAGGCCUGACGGAGUCUGCGCAGUUUCUGCUUCUCGGCUGUCUAUACACGUGUGUGCUCAGCUAUGCCAAAGCACCGGAGCUCCCGGGGCCUGGCUCCCCGCCAGGCACCACUGGCAGAGCAAAUCCUGCAAGAUGGGGUUGUCAGGCCCACUUUCCGGGGGAAACGACGAGAACAGGGGACUGCAGGGUCUCACGACGAUGAGUAUGUGGAUGAGAAGCUGUCGCGGAGGAUCCUGGAGCAGGCCCGGCUUCAGCAGGAAGAGCUAGAGGCCGAGCACGGGCCUGGGAGCCAGGUCACCAAGCAAAAGACCACAGUGUUAGGUAAUAAGAGCAAAACUGAUGAUACAGACUCUGAAGAUGAAGAGUGGCCAUCACUGGAGAAGGCUGCUGCCAUGGCUGCAGGUGCCUAUAGUGAGGAAGUGGAGGUGAAUCCUGAGGAUGAGAGAGCCAUUUCAAUGUUCAUGAAUAAAAACCCACCACUGAGGCGCACUCUUGCUGAUAUAAUUAUGGAAAAGAUCACCGAAAAGCAGACGGAAGUAGAAACAGUGAUGUCGGAGGUUUCUGGAAGACCUAUGCCACAGCUAGACCCCAGGGUGCUAGAAGUAUAUAAAGGAGUGAAAGAGGUCUUGUCCACAUACCGUAGUGGUAAGUUGCCGAAAGCCUUCAAGAUCGUCCCAGCUCUAGCAAACUGGGAGCAGAUACUGUACAUUACAGAGCCUGAGACCUGGACUGCUGCAGCAAUGUAUCAGGCCACACGGAUCUUCUCUUCUAACUUACCUGAGCGUAUGGCUCAGCGCUUCUACAACCUGGUUCUACUCCCACGUGUGAGAGAUGACAUUGCAGAGUACAAGCGCCUCAACUUCCACCUUUACAUGGCUCUUAAAAAGGCAUUGUUCAAACCUGGGGCAUGGUUUAAAGGUAUCCUUAUUCCCCUCUGUGAGUCUGGGACCUGCACUCUAAGGGAAGCUGUUAUCAUUGGGAGUAUCCUGACUAAGUGUUCUAUACCUGUUCUACACUCCAGUGCUGCUAUGCUGAAGAUUGCGGAGAUGGAAUAUAAUGGAGCCAACAGUAUAUUCCUCAGGCUGCUGAUAGAUAAGAAGUAUGCUCUUCCCUUUCGGGUGCUUGACGCUCUUAUCUUCCACUUUCUGGCAUUCCGCUCAGACCGUAGAGAGCUUCCAGUGCUUUGGCAUCAAAGUCUUCUUACACUCUGCCAGCGAUAUAAGGAAGAUAUGUCAUCAGAGCAGAAAGAGGCGUUACUGGAGCUGCUGCGAGUUCACACUCACCCACAGAUAUCGAAUGAGAUUCGGCGUGAACUAGCAAACUCCAAAUCCAGAGAUGUAGAGUGUGCAACACCCAUGGGCAUGGACUGAUCCGCACAGUGUUCAGCUAGUGUGACUGUAUGUGAUGGAACUUUGCUAUAACUUUUUGAAAUUGUUGGAAAGCCUUAUCUACUAUAGGUCUUUGUAGAUGAAAUAUCAGUGAAGCAAUUCAGUUGAUGGACAAGUACAGCAUAGCUGUGAAGUAUAGACAAUUGUGCCUUCAUUAUACAAGGAAGCGUCCUUAAUGCAAAAAUAAAUAAAUUAUGACCUAUAUCUCAAA
Pseudophryne corroboree (corroboree frog) is the source of this 1645-nucleotide messenger RNA. It is a transcript of the gene BYSL, whose product is annotated as bystin like. The record is from RefSeq and is a predicted model, not a curated record. Gene Ontology annotation, cellular component: cytoplasm; nucleolus; preribosome, small subunit precursor. The transcript is spliced from 7 exons. NCBI's taxonomy places the organism in Eukaryota, Metazoa, Chordata, Amphibia, Anura, Myobatrachidae. Gene Ontology annotation, molecular function: snoRNA binding. The coding region runs from base 109 to 1416 and encodes 435 amino acids. Gene Ontology annotation, biological process: rRNA processing.